GCCCGGUGGCGGGCGGCCCAGCCCUGGAGGACCGUGGCGCGGGGCGCGGGCGGGCGGGAGGUCGGGCUCCUCCUCCGACGCGGCCGGACACGAGCGCCGGGCACACCGGUGACCGAGUCAGCUCGGGGCGCUUGGGACGCCGGCCGGCCCCGCCGCAGCCGGGAGCUGCCGGGAUGGUCCCGGCCCUGCCCGACAACCCAUCCACGUCGGAUCCCCACGUGUGCAAGGGGUCCCCCGUGGGGCUCUGCCCUCCGACGCGGGGCGUGGGAUCACCGCGCGGCUCUGCUCCCAUAGCGCUCCGGGAAGGGCUGAACCCUUUCCCGAGGGUGUCCGUGUGUCCGUCCUGAGAGCGCUGUGACCAGGCUGUCUGGACGGGGAGCACCGAUCACGGGGCGUCCGUCCGGGCUGCGAGUCCACCUGCCCGGGGGUCGGCCGACGGGCAGGUGGCGGUAGCGGGGGUCGGGUGCCUCCGGGGGUCCCGGUGGUGUUCCCGGCAGGGUGCGAGUUUCCGCGGGAGCUCGGAGGCGGUGCGGAUCACGGCGAGAGCCGGUGCUGAAGCGGGCUGGGCUGCGGCUCCUACUGCUGGCGGGAUUCCGGUGCCCUCCUGAUCCCGGUGCGGUCCAGGCGCCCGUGCGGGUCGGAGUCCCGGUGCCACUACGUGAGGAUCGGGGUGCCGGUUGGUAUCCUGGUGCCAGUGCGAGUCCGGGUCCCGGUGCCGGUGCCCGCCCCGCCGGUCAGGUGACGGUGGCUGGAAUUUGACACCGGCAGCGACGACGGGAGCGGGAUGGAGCCGCCGCUGCCCCGCACUGCUCGUCCGCCUGACGCCGCCGGCACCGCACCCCGAGACGCAGCGGGAGCGGCACCGGGAGCAGCGGCGGGAGUCGGUGCCGGCGGGGCAGCGCCGGCCCCCGCCAGCGCCCCGCCCCGGCGCAGCGGCGGCGGGCGGCGGGGGGCGGCGGGGAGCGGAGGCGAUGCGGGGCAGCGGCGGCCCGGGGGAUGGUCCCCGCCGCGGGCACGCUAGCAUGGACCAGCGACAGGGGCCACAAGAACGAAGGCCUGCAGGACCCACCACGCACCCGCAGCCCAAGGAGGGGGCACUGUGGGGGUUCUUUGCCAUCCUGUCACUGCUGGCUGGGCUGGCCACAGGCACCCUGCGAACACCACACUGCAACAAGACGCUGGAUGCAGCCCCCACGCCUCGGGGCAUGGCCACUGCCAGCCUGUCUGUGGAGGAUGGUGUGGAGGCACCACUCGCCGCUGCCUGGAGCCAGAUGCAUGGGGACAACACGACAACAGGUAGCCCGGGCACCGCAGAGCUGGCGGACGACCUGCUGCUGCGUGCUGAGCGCUCACCGACAGGCACCAACAGAUCCAAAAAGAGGGGUGAGAAACCCGCACGGAACCCCCGUGGGCGCAACUGCCACAUCCGCAACCUGAUGGUGAAGGUGCGCGACCUGGGCCUGGGCUUCAACUCGGACGAGAUCGUGCUCUUCAAGUACUGCAGCGGGUCCUGCCACCGGGCACGCAGCAACUAUGACCUGACACUGGGCAGCCUGCUGCGGCAGCAGCUCAUCACCCCGGGGCCACAGGAGAGGGUCCUCAGCCACCCCUGCUGCCGACCCACCCGCUAUGAGGCUGUCUCCUUCAUGGAUGUGGAGAACACAUGGCAGACAGUGGAGAAGCUCUCAGCAGCUGAGUGCAGCUGUAUUGGCUGAGGAGGGGGCCGCUGGCUUGGCCCCAGCUCAACACACGCUGACACGCUCCAGCUUGCCACACUCAGUGAGUGGCACUGUUGCCCAGAACAAGGGUCUGGCAGAGGCUGGUGCCCCUGUUAUUAUGUGGCCACAAAGAACCGAGGUGAGGUGGAGUCAUGACUGGGGUGUGGGUGGCCAAGCCUGCUCCUGCUCAGUGCCAAGCAGCUGGUGCCACUGGCUACAUGUGGUCCUGGCCAGGUACCCUGGCUCAGCCCUGGGAGACAAGCUGAAGAGAGUCUGGACCCCAUCGCUCCCCAGGGUCUGUCAGCCCAGUGUCCAUCAGCAGCACUCUUGCACCUGUGCUCCAGGGGCCAAGAAUCACCCAAGCUUCAGAGGGGGAAAACCUCCCUGUCCCCUUGGGCAUCCUGGGGUCAGUGGUGCAGCAAAGGGGUGUCCCUGAGGGCAGGGUUGCAGUGGGGCCAGUUUGCACCAGUGUGGAGGGGGGGGGCCUGCACCCGGACCAGCAGCAGCCCCUAGUACUCCGCAGGGUGUUCGGUCACAGACACCCAUUGGGACCUCCACCCCUGCCUGGUUCCCAGGGUAGUGGCAGGGUCCCCCUGCUGCUCCAUGGUGCUGUGGCACUAAACUAUUUAUUACUCUAAAUUAUUUAUUUAUUGUUCUCGAGCGGCAGCUCCUAUUUAUGACUUUGGGCCCCCGGGGGCCGGGUGUAAUUUAACUCCAGCGCUGCACUGAAGCCCUGGGCAGCGCCCCGUGCUCCCCGCACCCUUUUUCUAUUAUUUGUAAAAUUUGAGGGAUAAACUCUAUUUUUGUACAGUCGCCUUUUCCUGUAGCAAUAAAGCGAUGGGCUGC
Prinia subflava (tawny-flanked prinia) is the source of this 2564-nucleotide messenger RNA. RefSeq names its product artemin (gene ARTN). NCBI's taxonomy places the organism in Eukaryota, Metazoa, Chordata, Aves, Passeriformes, Cisticolidae. The coding region runs from base 972 to 1715 and encodes 247 amino acids. The record is from RefSeq and is a predicted model, not a curated record. Gene Ontology annotation, biological process: peripheral nervous system development. The transcript has 4 exons. Gene Ontology annotation, molecular function: growth factor activity; receptor tyrosine kinase binding; glial cell-derived neurotrophic factor receptor binding.